AUGGAGGAGACGUACAUCGAUGAAGACGAGGAAGACAUGGCGUUUUUAGCGGAACAAGACUUAGACGACGAUGAAGAAAACGCAGGAGGUGCAACGCAAAAUCCGCCCGGGACGCAAGAUUUGGAUUGGUUAGAGAACGAAGCAAAUGGAGGUGCAACGCAAAAUUCAAAUAAACGGGGCCCUUCAGAUUUCGAAAAGAACAACACUGAAAAUGAUGACGACGAUGAUGGUGACGAUGCGGAAAAAGCAGCGGCAAAGAAAAAGCGUUCGAUAAACCCGACGCCAUCUUUAACCGAGGAAGAACUGGCGAAAGAAUUGGCGGAGAAGAAACGAAAGCAGCAAGAGUUGGAAAGGAAAGAACGAGAGUUGGAGUUGGAACUUUUGAGAUACAAAUCUGUGGCGAGAAACGCUCCGCCUUUGUUGACUUCAGCCGAGGCCGUUUCGGCGGGAUUUAGAGUCAUCAGCGUGACUGAUCCGAAAGAUUCAACGCACAGAGUGUAUUUGAAAGUCGAGGAGCGUCCGUUUGGGGAGUUGGAUGGCGAUUCGAACGAUGAAAAUGAUGUUUUGUUGAGCGAAAACCAGCUGGCGCGAAAGAAAGGAAAGAGAGGUUACGACCACGCCCGGGCGACGAUCAAUCGCAUUCACUUGUUAAAUGAACCCAUUAACGACAUGUUGAUGGAAAUUGAAGAGAAGAAAUCAGCCGCGUUGGCUGCAAGCUUGGAAGAGCAAGCGAACAGAGAGAACACGAUGCCGACGGAGGAAGAGAUGCGAAGCGCAGAGGAAGAAGAGACGAUGAGCGUGGAAGACUUCGCUGAGAUGCAAAGAAAGAAGAAGAAAAUUAUAGAGCUGAAAGCAAAGAUUGCCAGUGCAUCGUGGUUGACGAAAUAUGCGCCGAGAAAGUUUACGGAUUUGAUUUCCGACGAACGAUCGAAUAGAGAGUUGUUGAGAUGGUUAAAAAUGUGGGACAAAAUCGUGUUCAACAAAAAGACGCCGGAUCAAAUGAUGAAUCAUUCAAUUAUUAAUCCGUCGGUUAUGAAGGCAAGCAACGGCCAGAAUAGAAAUAACAAUUACAACAACAACAGCAGCAAGUAUCAACAAAAAACGGAAGAACUUUACGAUGCGUCGGGAAGACCGAUGAAGAAAAUAGCUUUGGUUUCUGGCGGUCCUGGCUCUGGCAAAACUACGCUCGCGCACAUCGCAGCGAAACACGCAGGGUACAGAGUCGUAGAAAUCAACGCUGCGAGUACGCAGAAAUCCACCAAUGGUCUCGUGGAAGCCGUAAAACAAGCCGUAGAAAUGCGCUCGGUGUUGGAAUCGAUGAAGGGAAUCUCCGUUUCAACAAGGAGUGAUAGCCAAAAUGCAAGGCCAAACUGUUUAGUUAUCGAUGAAAUUGAUGCCAUAUUUGGCGGAAACGAAGGCAAAGGUGCCAUGAGUGCUCUUCUGAAACUUGCAAACGGAACUUUAGGCGGCAAGAAGAACUCGAAUGGUCCUCUGAAUCGUCCGAUUAUCCUCAUUUGCAACGACAUGUAUUCGGCAGCAUUGCGACAGUUGAGAGACGCAUCGAAGCUCGUCAGGCUGCGUCCGCCAUUGGCGGCGAGAGUCACCGGUAGAUUAAGAGAAAUUAGUUCGAAGGAGAAAAUUUCAUCCGAUCCAAGAGCGCUCAGUCAGUUGGCAGAGACGUGUGAAUUAGAUAUUCGCGCGUGUUUGAAUCAUUUGCAAUACAAGUCUCUCGCGAGAGGAAAAUUUACCAUGGCGGAUGCUCCUAUUUCCGGAGAAAGUAAAGACGUUGGGGCGAAAGCGUUAGAGAUGAUGCGCGAUGUAUACAGAGGUAGACAUGCCUUCAUGGAGAAGACGUAUCCGGGACCGGCAAAGCAUUUCAGCUGGAUGUACGAUAGACUUGAAACAUUUGGAGAUGACAAUUUAUUGUUGGAGUCUACUUUUGAAAAUCUUCCCAGCGCAAAGCUUAAUGAUUCGACGAUGGAAAUGUUUGCUUUGGCGUCAAAUGACAUCUCUAACGCAGAUAUUUUUAAAAGUUCAAAACUAGCAAACUCGACGGAUUAUUUCUACGGUCAAAUCGCUUCCGUGCACCAUCGCGCGAGCGGUUGUAGUACCAUGGAUUCCGUGGAGUUUCCAAAAAUCAAAACCGCCGAGAGAGAAUUGCAAAGGAAAAGAGAAAUAACGAAGGAAUGGAUGGAGAAAGCGAAGAUCGAUUCGCGAUCUAUUUCAAUGCGCAAUUCUAGUUCAGUUGACGUGUUACCAUACGUUCUGACGAUAAUAGCUCCCGACGUGGGCAGAGCUGCCGGGUAUGAUUUCAUGUCGCAAAAUGAGUCGGAGGUGUUGAAACGGGCAGUCGACGUGACGCGUUCAGCCGGUUUGACGUAUGCGAAAACAUCGUCAAAAGGUUCAUUCGAUAGAAGUACGUACAGUGCUGGUUUACAGCUGCAACCGGCGAUUGACGAACUCGUAAAAUACGGAUGUGGAGUUCCUGGAAUGGUGUCGAAACCAAUCUCUGCUAAUGGUGCUGCGAUUCGCAUGUCUCGCGAGGAAUGGAUCGCACAACGAAACGCAUUGAACGACGAAAGAGACAAGUUAAGAAACGAAAAGCUCGUCGACCGACGCGAGCUCGGUCCUAACGCCCGAGAAUUGGUCGCCCGAGAAGUAACCAUGGACGAAAUCCGCGAACGCGCGAGAAGCUACAAUCCCGAAGGCGUAUUCACACCAGAAAAAGGAGGCGAACGAGGCGUCGAAAAGAAGCAGUUUACGAAUCAAAACGUCGUAAACCUGCCUCAGUCUGCCGCGUACGACGAGAUGAAGAAAGCGAGCAACGCGAGACUCGAGCUUGGCUUUUCCGGCGGGAACAAACACAGAAUAGCCGCGAGUACCAAACCAAAAUCUUUGACGACAGUUGGCGUGACCAAGUACAAAUACAACGAAGGCUUUACGAACGCCUUGCGAAGAACGGUGUACAUGAAAGAUUUAUUCCCGGGAAUGGUAGCCAGCAAAGAUGUAGAGGAGGAAGAAGGGGAAAAGGAGGAGGACGAGAAAGAAGCAAUCAAUAAUAAGAAUAGAGGAGAAGAGGCGAUGAUGGUUUAA
This is a messenger RNA of Bathycoccus prasinos, 3093 nucleotides long. Its product is annotated as chromosome transmission fidelity protein 18 homolog. NCBI's taxonomy places the organism in Eukaryota, Viridiplantae, Chlorophyta, Mamiellophyceae, Mamiellales, Bathycoccaceae. The transcript has a single exon. Gene Ontology annotation, molecular function: ATP hydrolysis activity; ATP binding. The record is from RefSeq and is a predicted model, not a curated record. The coding region runs from base 1 to 3093 and encodes 1030 amino acids.